AUGGAAAUGGAUGCAACACUUCCAAGGGAGCCUAAGAGUGAGGUCUGGGACAUGGCCACCUAUACGGCACGUGUCCCUGACCGUGUCACCACCCCUAUCCACAACCACAGACCACUGCUUCCACACAAACGCAAACAGACCACUGCUUCCAUCGCCACACCACCGCAGCCUCCACCGCUACCGCAUCCGCCUUCCACCGUCGCAGCCACCACCGCCGUCGCAAACAGAUCUGCCGCCCGCACCAGCCACGACCACCAUUGCAGCCUUCGUCCACUACCUCCGCCUCAGUCACGGCGACCGCACCUCCGCCUCCAUCGCCUUCACCGUCGUCUGCCUCCGCCACCAGCGAGCCUCCGUUGUAAGCACCACCACCGUAGCCACCAUCCAUUGCGCCACCACCACCACCACCGUCCGCCAUUUCCCCCUCCACAACAGCAACCACCGUCCGCCAUUUCCGCCUCCAUUGCGCAGGUACAAAAUGUUGACGACAUAGUUAAAGAUUUGCUAAUGCAAAUCCAGAAUGGUGAGGCAGUAGAUCCAAAAUAUAUUGAUGGUCUUAAGCGAAGAAAUUUGAUUGCCCAACAGAGUUGGAAAGGCUACUCAAUAAGGAAGGGUCCUAAGUAUGCUCCCAAAAGGAUAAAAGAAGCUACUGACCUCACUCGAGAGAACUUGCAUAGCAUCGCUGAGGACAAAGUUAUAUUCCCUGCUGUAGACACAGAGUUGUCUUUUGCCCAGGAGCAUGCAGAAGAAGAAAAUGAGUUUGUAGGAUCACUAAAUGAGGAGGAUGCAAGGUCUUUUCUGCACAAUAUGCAUAUGGCAGCUCCGGGCAUCAGACACUGCGUUGGUAACACCUUUCACUAGUUGGGCAUGCAAAGGCCGUACAAGAGAUACUUGCUUGUCUUCUAAUGCAACAGGUUGUUGUCCUAAUGAAGAACUGUCAGGAAAUCAAGAUUGUAUAGGCCGAUGUUUUUGUGCCAGAAGUGAAUCUUUUUCAUAUGCCCAAGAAGAUUGCCAAGAAAGAUGUUCAAGUUCCACUUUAGGAGAGAGAUGUGAUCCUUCUGGAACAUGAAUUGGCUAUGCCUUGGUGCAUGAUCAGACCAUGGCAAAAAGACAGGUGGUUUUUAUGCAUGCAAUCGCUAUGAAGCAACAAAGCACGGGGGAGUGGUAUGUCCAAAAUUAUGUUUGGUCACUUUUGGAUGUCUCAUAUGUUUGUUUUCUGGGUCGUUUAAUGCAUUGAUAUUGAGUUAGUUGAUGAUGCUUAAUUUAGUUACCAACUUUUGUUUUGCCUAUUAUUGAUUAUAGUAUGAUGAAUCUGAAAGGAGGAGAGAGAUGACCAAAAAUUCCUUGGACUAGAGUACUAGACUAGUAUUUGGUUGUAAUUUCAUUCUCUCUUCUGUAGCUUUCAAUUAUUUAUAAUUUGGAAUUGUAAACAUUUAAUUUCAUUGAUUCUUUUUUAAACUUUGAAGUAUUGUAGUUUCAAUUGAUCAUAAUGUUUGUGUGAGAAUUGCAGGUUGAAUAUUAUUGUUUUGGUUUUAAGUAAAA
Molecule: messenger RNA, 1542 nt
Organism: Ipomoea triloba (trilobed morning glory)
Lineage: Eukaryota; Viridiplantae; Streptophyta; Magnoliopsida; Solanales; Convolvulaceae
Exons: 10
Coding region: 1-861 (286 amino acids)
Source: RefSeq, a predicted model, not a curated record